AUGAAGCACUCCAGCAACCUUGAGCUAUUCUUGGCUGUCUGGAAACUAAGGAAGCUCCUCAAGUCAGGCACCAUUAAUGAAGAGAAAUUCCUACAAGAUUGUUGCAUGCUACUAGGUGGAUUGGAAGACAGAACCAAUUGGGCAACACGCAAUCUGACUUGCAACCAUGAGCUUAUGGAUGCCAUCUUGGAUUUGUUGGCUCAUGUGCAUAUAGCAGCAACAUUUCCAGCAGGCUCAUGGAUGAGACUAACAACUGGCUGUCUGUACAUGGUGGCUGCUGGCCUUGUUCAUGAGAUGCUGGCACAGGUGGACCUGUUGACUGAGGGGAUGAGUGAUGUUCCCAAGGAUGAUUUGACUCUCCUCCCAAGGUCCUGCCAAAUGUCCAAGCUCAAGGUGAUUCUCCCAUCUUGCCUUGGAUCCAAGAUUGUAGAGGAGGAGUUGAAGCUGAUGCAAACAGUGAUAACUCAUAUGAUCAACAUGAUCACAACCAAGGAUGAGCUCACUCUAUCUACCAAGGGAACCUCAGAAACAAUAGAGAAUAUCACUGAUCAUCCAGCAGGAGUUAUAGCCCAGUUUCUUUUGAAGAAACAUGGAGAUGAGCCCAAUGCCAGAGGAUAUGAACACAAGAAGCAACAAAGACUAAGGCCUAAAAAGACCCCUGGUGUUGUUGCUGUUAGGCAGGAUACCUUUGCAGCAAAUCUUCAGGAAAGUGAUGUGGAUGACAUGGAGGAUACCUCUUACCAUCAGGAAUCCAAUCAUGGGCGUGCAACAAUGCCAAGCCUUGAAGAUCAUAGUGGUGACCAGGGGCAAGUUACUGGAUGUCAUGGUGGACAUGAUCAAAUAGAAGAUGUGGAGGUGGACCAUGAUAUUGAGGGGGUUCACACACACCAAGAUGCAAGUGAGGAUGGAGGUGAUAAUGAAGCUGAUGCAAGACUCCAGCAAGGUGGUGAUUGGGAACUAGACAAAUCCAUCCUGAAAGUCAUUGCCAGUGCAGAGUCAAUGACAAAAGAAGAAAGCAGAGGCUUGGCUGAACUCCUGGAUCAAAUCACAGCAAGUCAUAGAGAUGGAGACAUGCAAUACUUGGUGGAUGCAUUACUAGCAAAAGGAAAGCAUGUAUCAACCAAACUAAAGAAGGUGCAUGAGCAUCAAAAUAACUUGGUCAGUGAAGAUGAGGAUAGGGGGGAUGGUCAGGGAAGCGCAGCUGAGGAGGAGGAAUGGGAGGAAGGUCACACAGAAGAGGCAUGA
This is a messenger RNA of Rhizoctonia solani, 1245 nucleotides long. RefSeq lists its product as uncharacterized. The record is from RefSeq and is a predicted model, not a curated record. The transcript has 8 exons. Bases 1 to 1245 code for a protein of 414 amino acids. Lineage: Eukaryota; Fungi; Basidiomycota; Agaricomycetes; Cantharellales; Ceratobasidiaceae.